CCACUAUCUUGAAGAAGUCUGGAAGGUGCUUCCACAGGCACACCAGGAGGGCUCUCCUGUUCUCUUUACAAAUGCAUUAGCUCACAGGUGAGAUGGCAGGCGCUGGGCCGCGCAAGGGCAGGAAAGAUGACAACGGCAUCGGCACAGCCAUCGACUUUGUGCUGUCCAAUGCCCGGCUGGUGCUGGGCGUGGGUGGAGCAGCUAUGCUGGGCAUUGCCACGCUGGCCGUCAAACGGAUGUAUGACCGCGCAAUCAGUGCUCCCAGCAGCCCCACUCGCUUGAGCCAGUCGGGAAAGAGAAGCUGGGAAGAACCAAACUGGCUGGGCUCCUCCUCGCGCUUACUGAGCCAUGACAUGAGGACUAACCUCAGCCGCUCCCUGCAGACCCUUCCCACCGAUGCUUCAUCUGCAGACACAGACUUUUUCCGACCGGCCAAGCCCAAGCCGUCUGCCAAGAGGAGUCAAGUGGAGCUGAAGAAGUCCCGCCUCCGUCUGUCUCUGCAAGAAAAGCUCUUUGCUUACUACCGCAGGAAAGUGGCCAUCCCAGCGGAGGAGCAGGCCCGGGCCAAGCAGGCAGCUGUGGAUAUCUGUGCUGAGCUGCGCAGCUUCCUACGUGCCAAGCUCCCAGACAUGCCCCUGCGUGACAUGUACCUCAGCGGCAGCCUUUAUGAUGAUCUGCAGGUAGUGACAGCUGAUCACAUCCAGCUCAUUGUGCCUCUGAUGCUGGAGCAGAACCUGUGGUCGUGCAUCCCUGGUGAGGACACUAUCAUGAACAUUCCUGGCUUCUACUUGGUGCGUAGGGAAAACCCGGAGUAUUUUCCCCGUGGGAGCAGCUACUGGGACCGCUGUGUGGUGGGAGGUUACCUCUCUCCCAAAGCCGUAGCAGACACCUUUGAGAAAGUCGUAGCUGGCUCCAUUAACUGGCCAGCAAUUGGCUCUCUCUUGGAUUACGUGAUCCGUCCAGCAGCUCCCCCAGCGGAUUUGACGCUGGAGGUCCAGUACGACCCCGGGCGGCACCUUUUUAUCGACUUCCUCCCGUCCCUGACGCUGGGUGACAUCAUACUUGUGGCCAAACCCCAUCGACUGGCCCAGAACGACAAUCUGUGGCGCCUGAGCCUGCGGCCAGCUGAGACCGCUCGCCUCCGGGCCCUGGACCAGUGCGAUUCUGGCUGCCGUUGCUUGUGCCUGAAGAUCUUGAAAGCAAUAUGCAAGUUAAACCCAGCCCUGGGGCACCUCACUGCCAGCCAGCUCACCAAUGUCAUCCUGCACCUAUCCCAGGAAGAGUCCGACUGGUCCCAGGACAUGCUGGCUGAUCGCUUCUUGCAGGCGCUGAAGGGGCUGAUCCGCUACUUGGAGGCAGGUGUCCUCCCUAGUGCCCUGAGCCCCAAGGUGAACUUGUUCUCAGAACUCACCCCUGAAGAAGUGGAUGAGUUGGGCUAUACCCUCUACAGCUCUCUGUCAGAGCCAGAGGUCUUGCUGCAGACAUAAUGGGGCCUUAGCUAGGGAAGUGCUGAUAGGGCUUAGCCAAGGUGGACAUUGAUUACUGCGAAAUAUGUCUCCUCCACUUCUCUCUCUCCCCCUUUUUCUGUCUCCUUUUGGUUCAUUAUUAUUUCCUGCUCUGGAGUUGGUGCUCCCACUGAAUUUCUUGGUGCUACUGGUCCAUUUCCACCAUCUCUGCCCCAACAAGUAUCCAUUGGCUAGGGUAAAGAGGCUAAAACUGUAGCUUUAAGACCUUCACCUAAAUUCUGCUGAUGUUUAAGUGUCUACCAAAAAAGAUAAACCAAACUAUGCACCAUUUUUUCCCUGUAGUACACUUACGGUAGUGAGUCCACUUUGAUCUUAAGAAGGUGGAACUGGGCUGGUAAAUCCAGUGAUUUUAGCAGACUUGCAUUGAGGUCCUUUCCUCCAGUCUCACUUUACCUCGUGUUUUUUUUCUCUUGCUGUACCACAGCCUCAAUUCCUUUUAUUUGUUUUCUUCUUUCAUCCUUUUGACCCAGUCCUGCAGGGCAGACUUAAGUGAGAUGUUUUGGGGUUUUGUGUUCUUGAGUGGAUAAUGAUUGCACUGACAGUAUUGAGGGUUGCAGGGCUUGGAACAGGAGAAAGGCCAUGGCUCCUGCUGCUAUGGAGCCUUCUCAUCCUUUGCAAACUGGGUUGAAGAGUAAGGGCUAAGGCCUGCCCAGACUGCUUCAGCACAACCUCCAGUAUGGGCAGUUCUCACUGAAGCUGUGGUAAGGGAGGAGGAAACCUUUCUGGUGUGGCUGUGAGGAGGCUGAAAGAGCAGGGCUUGCCAUUCCUGCCUAGCCAGAUCUGCUGGGUGUUGCUGGUGGGAAUGCAGUGCAGAAUGGCUCCUUAGACGUCUCUGGCCUAAAGGAAGAGGCUGACUGUAGGGAAGAGGUUGGAGACAAAUGGGAACUGGGUUUGGGGUUUUUUUUUUCAUGUUUUCCCCAAGAGCUUAUGUCUGUUGUGGCUUACAGGAGGUGGAAGCAAGACUGUGUGCCUGAAAAGGGCUUUGUGAUAAGCACAUGUAAACCAGAUUCUCACCAGCUGUAAGCCUGUGAAGGUGAUAGGACUGAACUGGUGUCAUCAGUGAGCUUCUGUCCCAUACACUGAUGCUAAGGCACACAUGCAAAGCUGACAUGUAGAGAUACAUUGGCUUUUCCAUCUGCUGUCAGUGUGUGCUUUAGUCCACUCCCCUGCCACCUUGGAAUUGAGGCUGUCCAUCCCCUUCCUCAUUCCCAUGCGCUGACUUUCCAGUGCUUGCAGUCUACAGUUGUUUUUGGAGGCUGGUGAGGGCACAUCUCCCCUUUCUCUCUGGACUGGCUGGUAAUGCAGUUCUGCCCACUCUUGUUUAUGCUUGCAGUAGGCUGUUCUCCCUUGACUGCUCUCCCAUCUGCUGCUGGAUUGCAGAAUGGGUUUUCAGGGGCAGCUGCUGCACUCUGUUUCCUAAAGCAGGCUCUGUAUACUCUGCAUUAAGCCUUCUGGUCUCCUGUCUUCAAAAGGGAGGAGGGAGAGUGCCUCUCUCAAGAGACCAGCACAGCUAUUGUCACAGAAACAUACUCACCUUUUCCCAGCUUUUGCAACCUUUUUCCCCCUUGCCUCCCUAUCCAGUGGAGGGGAAACUGCAGCAACACAGUUUUCUAGGGAGCAAGAAUCCUUCUUUCUUCCCAUCCUCUCCUCAGGACUUUAUCUGCCUUUGUCAGAGAAGUUUUAAGGUGAAUUUCAGAAGUGGAACCACAGAGGGGAGGUUUUAGGCCUUGUUUUUUUAGAAGCAGUGCUGGUGAGAUGAGGGAGGGAGCAUCUUUCUCAGGCAUUCCGUCCAUGUUAGGCAGUGUCUCAGACAGGAUCCUGUAUACAGUGAUAAGGCAACAUUGCAUUUUAAAUUAUUUAAUCCUUAGAGUACUGCUAUUUCCUAGAUUGCCAGAUGUGUACUUUGAACUUUGUGUGUAUAUAUAAAGUCUGUAGUCUCUCAAAAGUUAACAGAAACUCCAUUUCUAUGAUUUUUGUGUUUUGUAAGUUUUGCAGCAGUCAGUGUUGGUCAGCUGUGGAUUGCUUUUCAUUCUGCUUCCCAGAUUUUUGUCCCCCCCUCUUCCUUUCCCUGCUUUCCACUGCCUUUCUGAUGUCAGCCUUCCUACCCUAAAAGCAGACAGGUGAGACUUGGAGCCAAUAGGCUACUGGGGGGAAAUUCCCCUUUCUUUUAAUUACUUGAAGGUCAACAAAAAAUAUUAAAGUAUCUGGGUUGUCAGGAGUUCCCCAUCAGUUCAUUUCUUCAGUGUGAUGUCACACCUUACCUGCUGCUGACUCCAGUAUCAUGGUCUUCACACAGAAUUGAGCAGCAGCAUGGUUUGGAAUGAUCAAAAGUACAGGUACAAAAAAGGUGAGAGACAACCAGGAGCAAGCCACUGUCUGAGCUGGCUUGAGAACAGUUGCAGCAUACAUAUCUGUAUAUAGAUUUUUUUUUUUAUGUGAAUGCUUUUACUUCUUCCUGGCAACCUAAUGAAUUAAUAUUUUAUGGCCAUUUCUUGCUGCUAUUGAGCUCAUCAAAUGGAGACUGAAGUUGCCUUUUUGUCUUUUCUGUAGACUUUGCUCCACUUCACUUGAAUCACUUCCAUCGUUUUUCCCCCUUCAGAUUUGCCCUCCUCUGAGGUAGCCACAAAUCUGUUCUCAGGAGGCAAAUGUUCACUUCCUACAGGCAGCCAUCACAGUGGGCAACAGCUGCCCUGGCAGUGGCAGCCUUGGCAAAGGCCAAAGAUGUAAUGUGUCACAGGGACGUUGCAACUAGGGAGUAUUUCAAGAGCAGGGUCAGGCAUAAGGGGCAGCAGAUGCAGGGAAGGAGGAGCGGGGCAGGUGUGCAGGAAACUUACACUAAUGCCGUACCCAACCUGUGGGUCGAACAUACUUGCAGAGAGGCAAACAAAUUGGCACCUUGCAGUAUUAAAUGCAGUACAGAUGUUAUGUACAGCUUGGAGAGCUGUCCCAACUCGAGGCAGGCUCCUUCCUAGUCAAAGCUGUAGCACAGAGCACAGGGACCUAAACCUGAAUGUAAAAGGGCAGCUCCUGGCUGCCUUCCUGGCAGAGCAGCUCAGAGACAAUUUGAUUGUAAGAGGCCCAGAGCGUGUGUUUGGUUGGUUGCUCCCUGGGCUCCAAGAGUGCCUCUGUGUUCUGCUAGAGUGUAGCUCAUGUGAGCUUCCCAUGAGAUUGUUGUCUUGUUGCCUGUAACCAGAGGGUGAGGACCACCUUGCUCAGCUGUGGGGUUUCACUGCUGCUGAGCUCCACCACUAAUUCUUCAAGUCAGAUGGCUUUAUUUUCCUGUGUUUGUAAAGCAGGUAUGGAAACAAGAGGCUGCUUUCUGCCUCCUGGUGAGCUGCCAUCAGGGGCCUCACUCCUAACAUGUGGGUACUCACAGUGAGAAGUGAAGGGAUGGUGAUGCCCCAUCUCUCAGGCCUGGAGGCUGUGGAUUUGCAAAGGGGAAAGUCUCUAAGUGCAUGGUCUGUGACAGAGUGUGUGAAAUUAUGAAAUAAAAAGACUUUCCACAGUAA
This is a messenger RNA of Pogoniulus pusillus (Red-fronted tinkerbird), 5035 nucleotides long. RefSeq names its product mitochondrial elongation factor 1 (gene MIEF1). The transcript has 5 exons. Lineage: Eukaryota; Metazoa; Chordata; Aves; Piciformes; Lybiidae. Gene Ontology annotation, cellular component: mitochondrial outer membrane. Gene Ontology annotation, biological process: mitochondrion organization; positive regulation of mitochondrial fission. The record is from RefSeq and is a predicted model, not a curated record. Bases 93 to 1487 code for a protein of 464 amino acids.